This is a messenger RNA of Ctenocephalides felis (cat flea), 1206 nucleotides long. RefSeq names its product zinc finger protein 583-like. Gene Ontology annotation, biological process: regulation of transcription by RNA polymerase II. Gene Ontology annotation, molecular function: DNA-binding transcription factor activity; RNA polymerase II cis-regulatory region sequence-specific DNA binding. The transcript has a single exon. Bases 1 to 1206 code for a protein of 401 amino acids. NCBI's taxonomy places the organism in Eukaryota, Metazoa, Arthropoda, Insecta, Siphonaptera, Pulicidae. The record is from RefSeq and is a predicted model, not a curated record.
AUGUCCGAAGAAACAAUUUCAAACCCAAUAAUUAAAACUGAACCAAAGGAAUAUUCUCCAGUUAAACAAGAACUUGAUGAUUAUGACAUUACUCCAGAAACAUAUUUAGAAAACGAGGUAAUAUAUCUACAGCAAUUUUCAGAAUUUGAGAUAAAAAUAAGCGAAAAAAUAAAACAAGAAACAGUUGAUGAUCAAGAUGAAAGAAGUUUCGGCGUGGAAUCUUACAUGGAAAACGAGGAGAUAUAUCAACAGCGAUUUUUAGAUUCUGAAGUCACUAUAGACGAAAAAAUCAAAAAAGAAAUUGAUGAUCAAGAUGAAGCUCGUUUCCAUGAGAAUUCUUACACGGAAAAUGAAGAAAUAUGUCUACAGCAAUUUUUAAAAUCUGAAGUAACAAUUGACGAAGAGGUUAAGCAUGAAUCGAUUGAUGAGCACCUUGCAGACACCAGUAAAAACAAAAAUAUUGAUCAUUUUGGUGAGUUAAGUGAUUUAGUGGAUAAUACAAGUGAAUGUAAUAAAUCAUUUAAAAAAGUUUUAGAAAAACGUAAAGCUACCCUAAACUUGAAACAACCCUUGACAUGUGAAAUUUGCAAUAAAAAUUUCUCAAGAAUUAGCACCUUACAUCGACAUAAAAUGAUUCAUACAGGAGAACGUCCUUACAAAUGUGAAACCUGUAAUAAAGCAUUUAUAACAAAUAGUUGUUUAGGUCAGCAUAAAAAAUUUCAUGCAAGAGAACGUCACUACAAAUGUGAAAUAUGUAAUAAAGCAUUUAUAACUAAUGGUAAUUUAAGUCAACAUAAAAAGAUUCACACAGAAGAACGUCAUUACAAAUGUGAAAUAUGCACUAAAGCAUUUAUAACAAAUAGUAAUUUAAGCCAACAUAAAAAGAUUCAUACGGAAGAACGUCCUUACAAAUGUGAAAUAUGUAAUAAAGCAUUCAUAGCAAAACAACCAUUAAACCAACAUUUAAUUAAUCAUACUGGAGAAAAACCACAUAAAUGCAAGAUAUGCAAUAAAGCAUUCAGAUUAAAACACAAUUUAAAGCGACAUGAAUUUGUCCAUACUAAAGAAAGUAAUCAUGAAUGUGCAGUAUGUAAAAAAACAUUCGCAACUAAACAUAGUGUAAGUCAGCAUGAAAUGAUCCACACUGGAGAACAUCCUCAAAAGUGUGCAUUAUGCAAUAAAUCAUUCACAAGAAAAAAAUAUUAA